AUGUUCGCCGGGUCAGGCAGAAGUGCAGGGCAACAACACCAAAAGACAUUUUCUCUCUUCUCCUUCUCCUUCUCCUUCUCCUUCUCCUUAGUCCAAUAGUCCUUACUCUUUCUCUCUCCUGAUUUUGACGACAUUGGUGUUUAACUUCCACGAAAAUCUAGCUACCUCUACAUUAACAUAGUACAUACACUUCCCAAGAUUCUGAUUACCCACCCCGCCACCCGCCCUAACAAUUUUCAACUUUCUAGAUAUAGUAAUAGUACUAGUACAAGUUGCCUACCCACCCUGAUAUGGAUACUAAACGAACAGAAAGUCCGAUCUAUGCUCGCCGUUGGACCUCCGAGCCCGGAAAUGUCACCGCCACGUCUCUCCUUUCUUCCCGCCCCCACCACGUUCGUACUUCCUCUGCCACCUCCGUCGAUUCACCCACCGCAUCACCCACCCGGGCUCACCAUUCUCGCACUGCUUCUACUACCGGAAUGUCAAGUGUUAAGCGCACUCAGAACUUCGCCGCCAGGGCUGCCGCUCAGCGCUUAGCUCAGGUCAUGGCUUCUCAGAUUACUGACGAAGAUGAUGAUGACGCCGAUCUGCGUUUCCCUGCGCCGGCAUUGUCUAGAAAUAUCAUUAAUGGUGUUGGGAAUGGGAAACCCGUCCUUCCUUCUGCUCCUAAAAUCAGCACCACUAGAUCUUCUUCUCCUGCUUCAGCGAGGAAUUCAGUGGACGAAAUCCCGUCAUUUCGGGCAAAAUCUAAUGGAAGAUCAGUAGCAUCUAUUCGAACUGCUGCUGCAUCGGUACCGGUACCAGUACCGGCACCGGCACCUGUUCCCUUGCCAAAUAUUACAGCAUUGAAGAGCCAAACAUCUCUACCGCCGUUGGAUUCACCUUCUUUUAGGGCUCAGAAAGAUAAUAGUAAAAGAUUCUUUGCAGAUAUAGGACAAAGGAAUACAAAAGAUGCAGAACAUCAGCAAGACCCUUCUGGUCUACGUGAUGAACUUGAUAUGCUACAAGAGGAGAACAACACUGUAUUUGCGAAGCUUAGAGCAGAAGAAGAGAGAUGCAAACAAGUGGAGGCUAGAGUUAAAGAACUUGAAAAACAGGUUGCUUCGCUUGGAGAGGGAGUUUCAUUAGAAGCUAAAUUUUUGAGCAGAAAAGAAGCUGCAUUACGUCAAAGAGAGGCUGCGCUAAAAGACGACAAGCAAUCAAAAGAUGUGAUAAACAAAGAAAUCACAAACCUUCGCUCUGAAGCCAAGAAUGCUAAACAUGAAGUUGAAGCUGCUGCAGCACGGCUUCAGGGUACCGAAUCUGAAGUUAAAGCUCUUCAUUCAAUGACAGAAAGAAUGAUUUUAACCCAGGAAGAGAUGGAAGAAGUAGUUCUCAAGAGAUGUUGGCUCGCUCGUUACUGGGGAUUAGCUGCACAGAUUGGAAUAUGUGCAGAUAUUGCUUCAUCCAAGUAUGAACACUGGUCUUCAUUAGCUCCUCUUCCUUUUGAAGUAGUUAUUUCUGCUGGCCAGAAGGCUAAAGAAGAAAGCUGGGAAAAAGGUGGUGAAGACUCUGAGAGUAAAGGCAGGCUUAACCAAGACUUCAACGAUCUCACUGCAGAUGGAAACAUAGAGAGUAUGCUUUCAGUUGAAAUGGGCUUAAAGGAGCUUGUGUCAUUAAAGAUAGAGGAAUCUGUUGCAUAUGCUUUUGCCCAGCAACGCCGGCCAAAUUCUUCUAGAUUGUCUAUUUCAGAUUUCAAAUCACCAGGAGAUGCGAAGUAUAUGGAAGCCUUUGAGCUAAGUCCAGAGGAGUCGGAAGAUGUUCUUUUUAAAGAGGCAUGGCUGACUUACUUUUGGAGAAGAGCUCUGAACCUUGGUAUAGAGAAGGUAAUUGCCAAAGAAAGGCUUCAAUUUUGGAUCGGCCGAAGCAGACAUUCACCAAAUUCACAUGAUGCAGUUGACGUUGAUCAAGGUUUGAUGGAGCUGAGAAAAUUAGGGAUUGAACGUCGACUCUGGGAAGCAUCCCGCAGAGAAAAUGAUUUCUGAAGACACUGCUGAAAUUACACGUAUAUUCUGCUACUAGUUUAGUUAAUACUUAAUACCUCAGCUUUUGUUGUUACUGCUGUAUAGAAUGUAUUUCUUCUUUAUGUGUACAUAGUUUAGUUUUGUCCUAUUUGCUGGGCCAUCCUUGUUCUGUUAAUUGGGGAUUUCAGCAUCCUAUUAUACCAUCCUAAACCUGAUGUUUCGAGCGUAUUUGUAAUACUUACGGAGUAAAUCUUUUGACCAACACUGUACAUGGCUAAAUUCCUCAUAAUUAAGAUGAUGUCAUGAAGCUUAGGAAGCAGGCGAGGACAUCAGAAAGAAAUGCCUAGCCUUAGUAAAAAGUGGAAGAAAGAGCAGUAAUAGGAGCCAUUAAGCCAUGUACUGUAUGAUAUUGUAUUACACUGACUUUUGCUGCUAUGAAGUAUGAAGUACUCUGUAGUUGUAGCC
Molecule: messenger RNA, 2468 nt
Organism: Spinacia oleracea (spinach)
Lineage: Eukaryota; Viridiplantae; Streptophyta; Magnoliopsida; Caryophyllales; Amaranthaceae
Product: coiled-coil domain-containing protein SCD2
Exons: 17
Coding region: 291-2024 (577 amino acids)
Biological process (GO): cytokinesis by cell plate formation
Source: RefSeq, a predicted model, not a curated record